AUGAAGUCUCCAAGACAAAAGCUCCUGGAGGCUGGAGCUAGGGGCGUGACUACGGCGCUGUAUGAUUUCGAGGACAGACUGAUCGAUGAGUUGAGUACCGUGAGGCUUGACCGAUUUGGUAUAUGA
Messenger RNA from Fusarium verticillioides 7600, 126 nucleotides. RefSeq lists its product as hypothetical. The transcript has a single exon. The record is from RefSeq and is a predicted model, not a curated record. The coding region runs from base 1 to 126 and encodes 41 amino acids. Lineage: Eukaryota; Fungi; Ascomycota; Sordariomycetes; Hypocreales; Nectriaceae.